Bacidia gigantensis is the source of this 1158-nucleotide messenger RNA. RefSeq lists its product as uncharacterized. The transcript has 7 exons. Gene Ontology annotation, biological process: phospholipid biosynthetic process. Gene Ontology annotation, molecular function: phosphotransferase activity, for other substituted phosphate groups. Gene Ontology annotation, cellular component: membrane. Lineage: Eukaryota; Fungi; Ascomycota; Lecanoromycetes; Lecanorales; Ramalinaceae. The record is from RefSeq and is a predicted model, not a curated record. Bases 1 to 1158 code for a protein of 385 amino acids.
AUGGUCUACAUCAGAGCAAAGAAGUUGCCAGGCCUUAAGGAGUACAAAUAUGCUGGAGUCGACAAGUCCUUAACGUCGCGCUAUAUUUUGAAGCCCUUCUACAACAAUGUUGCGAUCAAGUGUUUUCCAAUGUCCAUGGCGCCAAAUGCGAUCACCCUUUCUGGCUUUAGCUUCGUGAUUAUCAACUUCCUUACACUACUAUGGUACAACCCUACGCUCGAUCAGGAUAUGCCUCCCUGGGUCUACGCGUCGUGGGCAGUUGGGCUAUUCCUAUACCAGACGUUCGACGCAGUAGAUGGCACGCAAGCGCGGAGAACGCAUCAGAGCGGUCCUCUCGGAGAGCUCUUUGAUCACGGUGUCGAUGCUUGCAAUACCGUCCUCGAAGUUCUUCUCUUCGCCGGAGCCUUGAACGUCGGACAGAGCUGGUACACAGUGUUGACCCUCUUUGGAUCGACAUUCACAUUUUACAUCCAAACAUGGGACGAGUACUACACCCAAGAACUCGUAUUGGGAGUCGUAUCCGGUCCGGUCGAGGGCAUACUUACCCUCUGCAUAGUCUACGCAACUACAGCUUUUAUAGGAAGGGGGAGCUUCUGGCAAGAGUCUGCACUAAGCAGUUUGGGCGUCGAAAAGCACGCUGCACUUCCGGACAUCAUCUACAACUUAUCUUGGAUUGAAUGGUGGAUAUUCUACGGAGGUCUAGUGUUGGUAGGCAACACUCUUUCAAGUAUCAAGCAUGUCCUCGACGUCCGCCGUGAGCAGAAGAAGUCGCUAGACGCACCACUAUACGGUCUCAUUCCGUAUCUGACAGCUUGGUUCUUCGUUCCUAUCUAUCUCUACCUCCAACCAAUCAUACUCGAGCAUCACUUGAUACCUUUCGUCUUCUACGUUGGUCUCAUCAACGCCUAUUCCGUCGGCCAGAUCAUCAUCAAACAUCUCACGAAGGACACUAAAUUCCCAAUGUACAAUGUUCUCACGAUGCCUCUAGGUCUAGCUGUGGUAGAUUCACUCGGGCCAGCACUGGGCCUUUGGCCAAGCGCCUUGGGUGGCGGGACCUAUCAGAUCGCCUUUCUCUUCUGCUGUGUAGGACUCGGUGUGGGUGUAUACGGGAGCUUUGUGGUACGUCGUACACGCACUUCGUUGAGCCGUGCCUACUGA